AUGUUUCCAGCCAGGGCCCUCCUUGAUGGCAGCCCGAGAAGGGGCCGAGCUUCUCGAGCGACGCGGGAGCCUCCCAGCUCAGCUGGACCCACGACUCCACCUGGCGGAGACAGACUCAAGAUCGGAUCUGGCACAUCAAAGAGCAUUUGGCAAAGCUAUCUCGGUGAGCGUGGUCUGCUGAUCAAACUUGUUCUUCGCUGCGUCAAAGGCCCGCUGAGAGCAAUUGCUCUCUCCGUCCAGCAUUGACUCCUAAAAGCAGACUCAUCUUUGGCGCUGGCUUGGCAGGUGAGACUCUCCUGCUGACUUGGCAUUCUCCUUGCACUCGUGCGUCUGACUCCUAUUCCACUUGCAAAGCGGUCGCCGUUGCGGGACUGCUAGUCUCGGACAAGCUGGAGGAGCGCUUCCCAGCAACAGAGACUGAAAAGGACGGCCCAGGUCUAUUUCGCGUCACGAUGGUCGACGCGCAGAACCGCCGGUGA
Ceraceosorus bombacis is the source of this 479-nucleotide messenger RNA. NCBI's taxonomy places the organism in Eukaryota, Fungi, Basidiomycota, Exobasidiomycetes, Ceraceosorales, Ceraceosoraceae. The record is from the annotation of a GenBank genome assembly.